GUAGAAGCAUCUACUUCCGGUAGCUAGCAGGCUAGCAGCAAGCUAACAACCGUUAGCCUUCGCGAGCUGGACGCUACAGCAUUUAUCGGCUAAUCAACAAACCGUCUCCUUUCUCAGAGUCCUGAUCUGUGACUGAUACGCCCGGUGGUUGAGUUAAGUGUAUCGUCAUUUCGUGGCUGUGAGUGAUUUUGACACACCGGUUCUCGACAUGUCGGCGGUCCAACGGAUGAAAGUGGCUAACGAGAAACAUAGCAAGACCAUAACGCAGCGAGGACACGUCCAGAAGACCACGCGGGUGGUGAAUGAGGAGAAGUCUCCUGUAGGUCCCUGGCUCCUGGCUCUCUUUGUCUUUGUGGUGUGUGGAUCAGCUAUCUUCCAGAUCAUCCAGAGUAUCAGGCAGGGGUUGUGAUGGCCGACACCCAGAUCAGAGCCUCCUCCUCUGGGGAAAACACCAACAGCCUCACCCCAUCCCUGCUCGAGCCACAAACACACAAACACCCGGCCCAGUGUUUUCCCUUCACCCCCCUCCUCUCUGUGUCUAGUUAAACGUCAGCUGAUUCUACAUACUGUGAAUUAGAUCGCUCCAUCUCUCUGUCUCUGUCUCUCUCUCCAGGACUUUCUUUUUUAACAUUGAUUGGUCUGUAUUGGUAAUGUUGAAACAUGAAAUGUAUUUUAUGUAGUUCUUGAAAGAACCGUUUGUUUUAUGGAACGUUCUUGUCUUAAUGCUUGUUCUCCUGUCUCAUCUGAUCUGUACUCUGUGAGGAACACUGAUCUCAGGUCAGUUUGGUAUUGGUCCCACUGAUGGUUAAUGUUGGGAUAUGGGGAGAGGAGACUGAUCCUAGAGCAGUGGUUAUCCUGUUAGUCCAGUACAGACUGACUAGAGGGUGCUGUGACAUGAUGAUGAUGAUCUGUCCUUGUUUUGAUAUCUCCCUUGGAUGAACACAUCCCUCUUCCUCUCUCUCUCAUCUCUCCCCUCUCUCUUCCUCUCUCUCUUCCUCUCUCCCCUCUCUCUCAUCUCAU
Messenger RNA from Coregonus clupeaformis (lake whitefish), 1020 nucleotides. RefSeq lists its product as uncharacterized. The coding region runs from base 209 to 409 and encodes 66 amino acids. The record is from RefSeq and is a predicted model, not a curated record. Gene Ontology annotation, biological process: endoplasmic reticulum unfolded protein response. The transcript has 3 exons. Gene Ontology annotation, cellular component: endoplasmic reticulum. Lineage: Eukaryota; Metazoa; Chordata; Actinopteri; Salmoniformes; Salmonidae.